AUGCAGUUCAAAGAUGUUAGUCUCCAGGUGGACGCCAACCAUGGUGUCAGAGAUGAUGGUGGCCGUGGCUGCAGUGGUGACAAAUGGUGGCUUCGGGACCGCAUCCAGCCGCAGUCGGUGCAGGCUGUAGUGAUGCAAGAGCAGACCGCUGGGAAGGGACACCUUGAUGUGGCAGCGUGGUUUGCGUGCGACCGAGGUCGGAAGUGGAGACUGGUUCCCAGCAAGAGCGGAGCGCUGUGGGGGCAUGGCGGCUUAGAACGGACCAUCUCGGCCGCCAGCCAUGGCAGGGUGAGGCACCCUCAGCCACCAGCGCGGCUGCUCCCUGGCGUGGGCGUGACCGGUUCUCCGGUGCGGGAUCCGGCCGGCGGCGACGUGCAGCUUGCGAUGCGAAAGCAGCGGGAGGAGGGAUGCACGCCUCAGUACGCGCCACGGCAGACGGAGAUGCGGAAACGUGGCCCUGCCACCUCGCCUCGGCACAGGAUGAGCCGGUUCCACGGCGCGUGCGCGGCCGGCCCCGGACGCACGCGGCUCUGUCGUCGCGACCCCGGUCUCGCCGCACCUGGAGCCCGCUGCCGCGCCAGGAGCCCCCGUGGCGUCUGGAGCCCGCUACCUCGCCAGCUCGUCGGUGGCAGGGACCCGCGGCGGUGGCUUGCGCGCCGCCGCUUGCCGGCGACCCGCGGUCAGCCGCACCCACAGGCUGGGAGCCGCCGCCAGAUCCCCGCCUCGCCGCCUGUCGCGAGGGGCCAGCUCACCGUCGCGCCAGCUCAUCGGCGACCGCAAUUCAAGCCCGCUCUAGUGACCCUGCAAGCAGAGGUUGGAGUGGAGAGCAGGGGUGGGGGCGGCGGUCCGGCGGAGGAGGCGGAGGGGAGAGGGGACGAGCGUCUCCCACGAAGCUUCGCGAUGGCUCCGGUCUUAUGCUGA
Molecule: messenger RNA, 921 nt
Organism: Miscanthus lutarioriparius
Lineage: Eukaryota; Viridiplantae; Streptophyta; Magnoliopsida; Poales; Poaceae
Source: the annotation of a GenBank genome assembly